Molecule: messenger RNA, 1310 nt
Organism: Coffea arabica (coffee)
Lineage: Eukaryota; Viridiplantae; Streptophyta; Magnoliopsida; Gentianales; Rubiaceae
Product: abscisic acid receptor PYL9
Biological process (GO): abscisic acid-activated signaling pathway
Cellular component (GO): cytoplasm; nucleus
Molecular function (GO): protein phosphatase inhibitor activity; signaling receptor activity; abscisic acid binding
Source: RefSeq, a predicted model, not a curated record
CCAUUGGUUGGACGGCCGGCGGAGUCUCCCUUGCCCUCUCCCUCCCAUUCUUGGCAUUGAAUUUCUUCAUUAUUAUUUACCGGUACUGCUGCUUCUAGGACUAGGAGUAGUAGAUAAACUGAUAAACAUAUCUUCUUUGAGCCACUUACAAGUCAAGACUCUCCGCAUUUAUUACCUUUCGAGUCUGCUCUCUCUCCUCUCUAUCUCUCUCUCUCAUAUUUUUCGUGUUAACUUUACCCAAACACAAGGAGCCGAAACAAUUGCUUGUAGAGCCUUUUCUUUGCUAGACAGAACCCAAAAAUAACUGGGAUUUUUAUGAUUUUUGGGUAAAGAAUUUCAUAUGGAGGCAGUCAGCUACUUAAACAGAAGAAACCGCAUGCAGGGCAGCCACCAGCCCACCGAGCACCCGUGCUCUUCCUCUGUUGUCAAACACAUUAGAGCCCCUGUCGAUAUCGUUUGGUCACUGGUGAGGAGAUUUGAUCAGCCACAGAGGUAUAAGCCCUUUGUUAGCACGUGCAUUGUGAAAGGUGACCUUAAGAUUGGGAGUGUUAGAGAGGUGAAUGUGAGGUCAGGGCUUCCUGCAACCACCAGCACUGAAAGAUUGGAACUUCUUGAUGAUGAGAAGCACAUUCUUGGGAUCAAGAUUGUUGGUGGUGACCACAGGCUCAAGAACUAUUCUUCCAUCCUUACCGUGCAUCCCGAGAUAAUUGAUGGCAGACCGGGAACAGUUGUCACCGAGUCGUUUGUUGUGGAUGUACCACAAGGGAAUACUCAAGAUGAGACAUGCUACUUUGUCAAGGCUUUGAUCAAUUGCAACCUCAAAUCUUUAGCUGAUGUCUCUGAGAGGAUGGCGAUGCAGGAAAACAUUAUGCCCAUCAACUGAACUUGAGCUGGUCAUAGGAAUAAUGGAACCUGGUGACUCUGUCAAGAGGUUCCAUAGGAAAAUGCUGGGCAGAUUUGAUUGAGCGGAUCAAUUUUGCUUCCAUUGGUCAUUUCUUUUCAAUUUCAACUGCUUCUGGGAGUGAGAACUUUAGCAGCGCUGGUAUUUAGUGGAUAUAGGAAAUUAGUUUAUCUGCUUCCGUUACGUUCCUGGAUUGGCUGUUUGAAGUGUCUGUGCUAUGUAUUGUAAAUAUUGUGUAUAUAUAUAUAUAUAUAUAUGUGGGUAUCAAACUAUUAAUGCUCUAGUCUGGAAACUUUGACCGUGGCGCGUCUUGUUGCCUUUCCUUGUUUAGGGUAGUAUCAAGAGAAAAUAAACCUGUGGCCGCUGUUUCUUUGUUACGGUGCUUGAUUAUUCCUGGGCUUGAUAAGUU